AUGUGUACUCAGGAAGAAGAAUGUUCAUGUAUGGUGACUUCGAUUACUAAGAAAGAAGAAAGGAUAUCACAAUGUAUCAAAUGUCAAGGUCCACCUGCUGUGCUGGUCAGAAAGGAUGAUCCUGCUUUGUGCAAACCAUGUUUCAUCAAUAGUUGUCUUUACAAAAUAAAUUCAGUAUUUGGGAAAUAUGGAUUGAACUCUAAAGGAGGUAAUGUAGCAUUGGCCUUCUCUGGAGGUCAGAAUUCAGCAGCCUUAUUACAACUUGUGUUAGAGAGUUCUAAUGCUCCUAAGCGAAAUAGAAAGUUUACACCAAAAGUAUUUCACCUUACUGAGCGCCAGGAGUCCCUGGCUGAUUUGGAUUUAAUAACCGAUGUAAUGAAAAGCACGGGUUUUGAAUACUACACUAUACCUUUAAAUGAAAGUAAAAUGACAGCAUCAGUGCUGAGCAGUAGACAGAGAUUCGAAGAUUAUUCACGCCUCUCCUUACUGGUUGAUUGCGCCAGGAAACUUGAUUGUCCCUUCUUAGUUUUGGGUGAAUGCGGAAAUAGAGUUGCUGUAAAAUAUCUACUCGAGAUUGUUGAAGGUCGCGGAAACCAUAGCAGCCUACAAACGUCAUUUCUAGAUGAACGUUUCAAGGAUGUAACAAUUGUCAGACCUCUACGUGAUUUCCUUGCUAAAGAAUUAACUCUAUUCGCACAUUUUAUGGGGGUUAAGUCGCUGACACCAAAUGAUCCUUUAACAUCAAUUAUUCUUAAAACUCCGAAUGUCAAUACAUUGGAGAGACUAACACAAGAUUUUUUAGCAUCACUUCAAACGGGAGGAUUCCCAUCGACAACUGGAACUAUUUUAAGAACAUCAUCGAAGAUAGUUCUUGCCAAUGAUGGUACUGAAGUUAUGUGUACCUUCUGUCACUAUCCCAUGUGCGACACAACCUCUUCUGAUAUUGAUCCAGAUAGAACAUCAUCGAAGAUAGUUCUUGCCAAUGAUGGUACUGAAGUUAUGUGUACCUUCUGUCACUAUCCCAUGUGCGACACAACCUCUUCUGAUAUUGAUCCAGAUAGGUUAGCCACAGAGUCGAUGAAACAUUCUGCGUCAUUAUCCAAUCCCACCGGUUGUAGCAAAGAAAUCAUUUCUGAAGGUGUAAAUAAGGCGUCAUUGUGUUACUCUUGUUCAUUAAUGUUUGAAGAGCUUUCUCACUGCACAUAA
Heterobilharzia americana is the source of this 1206-nucleotide messenger RNA. The record is from the annotation of a GenBank genome assembly. Lineage: Eukaryota; Metazoa; Platyhelminthes; Trematoda; Strigeidida; Schistosomatidae.